UUUGUUAAAGAACGUCAGACAGGGCUGGACCAGUGAACGGACCUGUCGAGAUGGCGGCAAAAUUUUUAUUAAUUUUCUUUGCCCUUUUCGGAUUUGCGUUUUCUGAAGUAAUACCUUUUAUUGACCGCGGCGAUUACAGUGUAUGCGAGAUCAACAAGCUUCGUAUCACACCGUGCAAAAAUCAAACACAUUGCACGUUGAAGAAAGGAUCCACAGUGAGGAUAUCCUUCGACUUCACACCUAAAUUUUCAAGUGACUCUAUAAUGACUGGUCUCUUAUGGUACAACGAAGGUUUUAAGAAUUCUUACUCGGAGCUCCCAAACGCCGAUGGGUGCCUGUAUACGCCAUGCCCUCUGGAGGCUGACAAGAAACAGACGCUCAACUACGAUCUUCAAAUAGCUAACAGAUUACCCGAUGGUGAAUACAAUUUCAAGUGGAAGAUUUGGACCCACACCGAUGAAGAGUGCUACUUCGAGACUACUAUUGAACUGGAGAGAUAACCUCAUAACAUUGUGAAAUGUACAGAAGUACAUAUAUUAAACUUU
Melitaea cinxia (Glanville fritillary) is the source of this 545-nucleotide messenger RNA. RefSeq names its product MD-2-related lipid-recognition protein-like. The record is from RefSeq and is a predicted model, not a curated record. Bases 51 to 500 code for a protein of 149 amino acids. The transcript is spliced from 4 exons. Lineage: Eukaryota; Metazoa; Arthropoda; Insecta; Lepidoptera; Nymphalidae.